CGAAGAAGAUUAUCCAUGGUUACCAGAAGCAUGUCAGAUUCGAUUUGAAAAAUGGAAGAUAAACAAAAAAAUUAAAGAGGAAAACUACGGAAUAAAUUGGGAUGUAAAUUAUUUAUAAACUGUUCUUAUAUACUAAAAACAAAUGAUCCUUAAUCAGCUUGAUGAAUACUAUGCAAAAGUAUCGAAUACUGGGUAAAAAAGGUGAAGGAACUUUCUCUGAAGUUUUGAAGUGUCAAAGCAUUGAGAAUGGACAUUACUAUGCAUGCAAACGGAUGAAACAACAUUUUGACAGUUUGGAGCAAGUUAAUAAUCUUCGAGAAAUACAAUGCAUGAGGAGACUGAGUCCACAUGCAAAUGUGGUGGACCUUAAAGAAGUUAUUUUUGACAAAAAGACUGGAACCCUAGCACUUAUUAUUGAACUAUUAGAUAUGAACUUGUAUGAAGUAAUUAAAGGCAGAAGAAAUUACCUAACUGAAACAAAAUGCAAACAGUAUACAUAUCAAACGCUGAAAGCUUUAGAUCACAUGCACCGAAAUGGUAUUUUCCACAGAGAUAUAAAACCAGAGAACAUACUGCUGAAGAAUGAUGUAGUUAAACUGGCAGAUUUUGGGUCUUGUCGUAGUGUGUAUUCAAAACAACCAUACACCGAAUAUAUUUCUACACGAUGGUAUAGAGCACCAGAAUGUCUACUUACUGAUGGUUGGUAUACAUACAAGAUGGAUUUAUGGUCUGUAGGUUGUGUAUUUGCAGAAAUAAUGAGCUUGCGUCCAUUAUUUCCUGGUUCCAAUGAGUUGGAUCAAAUAACAAGAAUUCACAGUGUGUUGGGUACUCCUACGCCAGAACUCUUGAACAAAUUCAAAAAAUCUAAACAUAUGGACUUUAACUUUCCUGAAAAGAAAGGAAGUGGGCUGUCUUCUCAACUGCCCCAUAUUUCCAGAGAUGCUUUAAAAAUGGUAGCAAUGAUGUGCAUAUACGAUCCCGAGGACAGACCUUCAGCAAAACAAAUCCUUCGUCAGUUGUAUUUCAGACCAUUAAGGGAUGCUGACAAACGGAUUCGUGCUAUGGAAAAAGUGACACAUCUUUCAAAUGAUAUAUUUUCAAAUUAUGACGACUCCUCCAUUACGACGCUAAGAAGUAAGGAGCAUGGUUUUCCAAAGAAAGUGAGCAUGCAUCAUCAUCUCAUCGCUGCUCCAGUGACGAAGAACACAUAUCCAGACCAUACGUACCGAACAACUUUACCUAAGAUUCCUGUUGCAACGUAUAGUGGUAACAUCAAUAAUAACAAGACAGUAGGAAAAUACCCUACCACCAUGUUCCCUUCUUUGAUGCAGAAAGAGCGGGAAAGAGUGAAGGCUCAAAACGACACGACGAAGAGACUUGGUUAUGCGGAGUAUUCGUUUCCAUCAUUAAACAGGUUUCGACAUGGUCACAGGCUUUAGUAGAUUCGUUCUGGAUUUCUAAUUAGGGUGGUGAAUGAAUUCUUUGACGAGAUUUGAAGUAAAGAGCUGCCGGAAGCCUUACUCCGAAUAACAUUCUGGGUGUUUCUAUAUUUACUUGGAGCACGUUAGUGUGUUAGUUUGUUACUGUUACCUACAAAUAAAUUUCAGAGUCCCAAAGACCCUCCAGUAGUUUUCAACAGUUUUAUCCAAUGUCGAGGUCACAUCUUUUUUUUGGUAGGGGAUAUUGAAGUUAAGUAAUGUUCACGUGAAUUUAUACAACGUGUAAUUUUUUAAAAAGUUUGAAUCAAUUUAAUAAAACAAUAGAUCUAUAUUUUAUGGAAUAUUCUGUACAUAGCUAAUUUAUUUUUGUAAUUAUGUGAUUUAUAACUUACAAUAUUCUCUUGUUAAACUUUUUGCGUGAAAUAACUUUCGCAAAGGAUCAUUUCCAUCAUUUGUCGAGAGAAUUAACUUUCCCAAUAUUUGAAAUUAACGUAAAUGUGUCAUAAAAAUCCACGAAGCUAAUUGUUCAACAUUUUUCAGCAUAUUUUAGGGAGUAUAUUUUCGCGAGUAUAUUUUCGCGAUUAACUUUGUUUCACAUUUUUUGUGGGCCUAACUUUCGCAACCGAAAAUUUUUUUU
Molecule: messenger RNA, 2076 nt
Organism: Hydractinia symbiolongicarpus
Lineage: Eukaryota; Metazoa; Cnidaria; Hydrozoa; Anthoathecata; Hydractiniidae
Product: MAPK/MAK/MRK overlapping kinase-like
Exons: 14
Coding region: 162-1439 (425 amino acids)
Biological process (GO): intracellular signal transduction; protein phosphorylation
Cellular component (GO): cytoplasm; nucleus
Molecular function (GO): protein serine/threonine kinase activity; ATP binding
Source: RefSeq, a predicted model, not a curated record